AUGGAGGGCGCGGCGGGCGACCCGUACCGGCGACCCGCGCGGCGCACGCAGUGGCUGCUAAGCGCCUUGGCUCACCACUACGGGCUAGACCGCGGCGUGGAGAACGAGAUCGUAGUGCUGGCUACCGGUCUGGACCAGUAUCUGCAGGAAGUCUUCCAUCAUCUGGACUGCCGGGGUGCGGGUCGCCUGCCGCGCGCCGACUUCCGCGCGCUCUGCGCCGUACUGGGUCUGAACGCCGACGGGGAGGCGACCACCGAGGACGCAAACCCCUUGGAGGAGGCCGCUAAGAACCCUGCUGCUGAAACAGUCGCUGGCAGGGACGCGGACGUCAGGGAAGAGGCGCGCCUGGCUCUGCGCGCAGAGCCUCCUGAACUCACUUUCCGCCAGUUCCACGCACGCCUCUGCGGCUACUUCAGGACCCGAGCGGGGCCCCGGCUGCCCCGAGGAGCUCUCAGCGAGCACAUCGAGACGCAGAUCCGCCUCCGCCGUCCGCGUCGCCGCCGCCGCCGGCCUGGCUCACCGAGCCUGCAGGGCGGCGCCGAAGGAGAGCGUGUGGCACAUCUAGAAGAGGAAAACAGCAGCCUACGCGAGCUGGUGGAGGACCUCCGUGCCGCGCUGCAGAGCAGUGACGCGCGUUGCCUGGCCCUGCAGGUAGGCCUCUGGAAGAGCCAGUCGGACAUCCCGGAAGCCGCAGCGCACAAGCUGCAGCGAGCACAGGGAGCGCUGGCGGAGGCAGAGGCUCGCGCCCGGCGGCUGCAGCGCGGACAGGUGGAGGUGCGGCUGCGCACGGAGGAGGCCCGGCAGGCGGUGAGGAGCAGCCUGCACCGAGUGCGGGAGUUGGAGGCGCUGGCGCGGUGCGUUCCCCGCUUGCAGCGCCAGGUGCAGCGACUGGAGGCGGAGCUUAGACGUUACAGGUCAGAGGGACCUCAGCUCCUAAACCCCCUACAAGCCAGUGUACAGCCAGAAAACAAGAACGUUGAACCUAAGGCUAGAGGAACCCGAGGUGUGGACACCACUUCAGAGGUAGCCCAGCAGUCGGACACCAGCUUAAGGAGCAGAGACACAGAUGAAGAGGAUGAGCAGCUGUUCCGCUCCGUGGAAGGCCAGGCCGUCUCUGAGGAAGAAGAAGAAGAAGAAGAAAGAUUGCAGGAAAAGUCAAGGCCCCCACAGGCCCGUGUCGAGGUAUCUCUGGUGCAGCCCUCAGACUGUGUGAGUAGGUGUGAUGGGCAGACAACUGAGACGCUCAAGACUUCCUUUGGCCACUGUGAUGGUGCUGACCGCAUCUGCACCUUAGAGCUGGAGACCCAUGUCACCAGGCUUGGGGAUCAGCUGCAGACCCUGGGCUGCAGCGGGAAGACCCUGGGGACACCGGAGAAGGAGGCGGAACUGCAGCGGAUGGUGGAGAUGGAGCAUCUGAGGCUGGAGCUGCAGAUGGUGGAGACAGAGCGGGUACGACUGUCGCUGCUGGAAGAGAAGCUGGUGGACGUGCUGCAACUCCUGCAGAGGCUCCGGGACCUGAACAUAUCAAAAAGAGCCCUGGGGAAGAUUUUGCUGACCGCCCUGGACCGGAAUCCCUCACCGGAGGGUACACGUGGCACCUUGGCCAUCCUGGACGCCUUGCACCAAGCCUUGGUUGGCUGUGAGCUCCUGCAGAGAAAUCCCUCAGCACCAGCAUCCACAGCUCCUGCACACACAAACCCCUUCCUCAUCUCCUGCUGAGCUCACUGACCCAGUCAUGGGCCACCAUGGUCUUUCUAUCCAUCAUCAGACCAGCCUUGACCACAACCAGACUUGCCUCCUUGGUGAACCUGACGACCAUGGGACUUGC
This is a messenger RNA of Peromyscus eremicus (cactus mouse), 1828 nucleotides long. RefSeq names its product EF-hand and coiled-coil domain containing 1 (gene Efcc1). NCBI's taxonomy places the organism in Eukaryota, Metazoa, Chordata, Mammalia, Rodentia, Cricetidae. The record is from RefSeq and is a predicted model, not a curated record. Gene Ontology annotation, molecular function: calcium ion binding.